Messenger RNA from Vidua macroura (Pin-tailed whydah), 1486 nucleotides. It is a transcript of the gene TBXA2R, whose product is annotated as thromboxane A2 receptor. The transcript has 3 exons. Gene Ontology annotation, cellular component: plasma membrane. Gene Ontology annotation, molecular function: thromboxane A2 receptor activity. The record is from RefSeq and is a predicted model, not a curated record. Gene Ontology annotation, biological process: adenylate cyclase-activating G protein-coupled receptor signaling pathway; positive regulation of blood pressure; positive regulation of cytosolic calcium ion concentration. NCBI's taxonomy places the organism in Eukaryota, Metazoa, Chordata, Aves, Passeriformes, Viduidae. The coding region runs from base 165 to 1232 and encodes 355 amino acids.
CCGAGCCGGGCUGAGCCGAGCCCGGCAGGGCUGAGCCGAGCCGAGCCGGGUGGGUCCCGCCGGCAGCGAGGGUGAGGUGGGAUUGGUGCUGGCAGCGGCGGGGGGCUCCAGCCAUGGAGCAGAGCCAGGUGGGUGCCUGAGGCUGCUGGAAGGAGCAGGAGGGCAUGCGGGACAUGGAACCCCCCAACAGCAGCACGGCCAGGCAGGCGGACUCGUGCUUCGGGGUGUUCAAUGCCAGCGAUGGCCGUGCCAGCGCACAGAACAGCAUCGCCUCACCCUGGUUCUCCACGGCCUUCGGCCUCAUCGGCCUCUGUUCCAACCUCUUUGCCCUCUGCGUCCUGGUCAGCUCCUCCCGCAAGCUCUCCAGCCAGGCCCGCUCCUCCUUCCUCAUCUUCCUCUGUGGGCUGGUGGUCACAGACUUCAUGGGGCUGCUGGUGACAGCCUCGGUCAUCAUCCCCUACCACUUCACCAAGUUCUCCUGGGCCAAGGUCGACCCUGGCUGCCACCUCUGCAACUUCCUCGGCUUCUCCAUGGUCUUCUUCGGGCAGUGCCCGCUGCUGCUGGGGGCCACCAUGGCCGGGGAGCGCUUCUUGGGCAUCAACCGCCCCUUCUCGCGCUCCACCAGCCUCUCCAAGCGCCGCGCCUGGGCCAUUGUGGGGCUGGUGUGGGGCUUCUCCUGCGUGCUGGGACUGCUGCCGGUGUUUGGGCUGGGGCGCUACACGCUGCAGUUCCCUGGCUCCUGGUGCUUCCUCACCCUCCUGCCCGACACUGGCAACAUCAUCUUCUGCCUGCUCUUUGCACUGCUGGGCAUCCUCUCCGUGCUGCUCUCCUUCGUCCUCAACACCGUCAGCGUGGUCACACUCUGCCGCGUCUACCACGACCGCGAGUCGGUGCAGCGGCGCCGUGACAGCGAGGUGGAGAUGAUGGUGCAGCUCGUGGGCAUCAUGAUCAUCGCCACCAUCUGCUGGAUGCCCCUCCUGAUCUUCAUUGUCCAGACGGUCCUACAGCACCUGCCUGGCCAGGCCCAGGUGCUGCCCACGGACACGCAGGAGAUGCUGCUGAUCUACAUCCGCAUGGUCACCUGGAACCAGAUCCUGGACCCCUGGGUGUACAUCCUGUUCCGCCGGGCCGUGCUGCAGCGGGUGUACCCCCGGCUGCCCCCCCGGGCCUCCAUCGUCUCCCUCAGCCCCUCCCUGCCCCGCAAGCUCACCGCCGGCUCUGUCCUGCAGUAGCACCCUGGGGACGGGCACUGGGCAGGGGGACAUGGCCAUCCCCAUCCCACCCCCACAGGGGAUCCUCAUUACCUGCAUCCAGGGGCUUCCCCCCUCACAAGCCCGAUAGCCAAGGUGCUGUCAGGGGGCACAGGGCUGCUUCCCCCUCCCCGUCCCCAAUAAAGCACAGCUCGUGAAGCUCUUGGUGCCCGCUGGGGGUGACCACCCAGGGGGGCCCCGGGAGGGUACCUGGGAGGAACCCACCCUGCUGACAA